Fusarium musae is the source of this 666-nucleotide messenger RNA. RefSeq lists its product as uncharacterized. NCBI's taxonomy places the organism in Eukaryota, Fungi, Ascomycota, Sordariomycetes, Hypocreales, Nectriaceae. The coding region runs from base 1 to 666 and encodes 221 amino acids. The transcript is spliced from 2 exons. The record is from RefSeq and is a predicted model, not a curated record. Gene Ontology annotation, molecular function: nickel cation binding.
AUGCCUUCACAAAUCCUGACCCCAGAUGCGGCUAAUGUUAUUCAAGAUGAGAUUUUUCAGCUAGAAAAACGUCUUCAGGAUGCUAAAGCGCGUCUGAACAAAGCCCUGCCUUCGCCACACCUGUCUAUGGCUACAGAGCCCGCGCACCGCGACCCGGAGUCUCUUCCUCAGUUGGAUGAUCAGCUCGAUGCUGCUAUCAUUUGUACUGUUGGUCGACGUGCGAGCGUCGCGCAGGGUCGUGCGCUGCUAGGAAUAUGGGAGCGGUCGUUCCGUGCCAGCUGUCCAGAUGUUGAUGGGAAGCCAUUGAGGGAAUUUGCAGCGUUAUUGAGACGUGAAAGUCAGAAGGAAGUGCCUCUUGUGUCUGCGCAUCUGGCGCCACUGUUUGGUGCGAUAUGCGCGCUUGUGGGACUAGGUUUGCGACAGACAGCAUAUGUCUUUAUGCUCAGUCAUGUUAAGGCGUUGAUAUCUGCUGCGGUGAGAGCAAGUGUCUUUGGACCCUAUCAGGCGCAAAAGGUAUUGGCUGGGCAGCAAGUACAGAAGAUGAUCGACGACAUGAUCGAUCGAGAGUGGAAUACUCCCGUUGAGGAGGCUGGGCAAACCGUGCCUCUAAUGGAUUUAUGGAUUGGACGGCAUGAGACAUUGUAUUCUAGAAUUUUCAACAGCUGA